AUGGUCCUAAUGGCGUCUACUUUGAAGGGUCGACUGAUGUGCGACGCUCAUUUGGAGAAAAUGCUCGAGGUUCCCAGCAACCACCCUUCUAUAAACACUGUGGAAUUGUUUCUGGAACUGAAACCAAUUCGUGCUGGUGAUCUUAUUGAUCUCCGUGAUCCAGUGGAGAAUCCGCGUAAAAGACAGAAGAGGACACAACAACAACAACAACAACAAGUGAAGGAUGAUGGUGUUUCAGAACCGCGUGUUGUGUCUGGUUUGUGGCUUGAGGAUGACACAAUGCGUGUGGGAUUGUGUUUCAAAGAUUUAGAUGAGAUGAAGAAGGCAGUGGACUGGUGGUCCAUCAAGAGGCAGCAAAAGUAUUUGGUAAGAGAGGCCGAGAAGGACGUGUAUGUGUUUAAGUGUGUAAGAUGGGGAUGCAAGUGGUCAGUUUCUGCAUCAAGAACUGAAGAAGAAGGUGGUCUCUUUGAGAUAACCAAGUGUAAUGGCAAACAUACUUGUUACCCUAACUCUUCACAAGAUUUUGAGGUCAAGUUUUUAGAGUAUGAGAUUGAACGUGUGGUCAAGGCCCAGCCAAUGCUCUCAACUAAAGAGCUGGAUAAGUGGUGGAAAGAAAAGUUUCACUAUGCGCUUGAUGACGUGAUAGAGCAUUGUGCGGAAGGGUUUUUGCAGAGAGCGAAAGAGAAAGCUCUCAAAAGAAUCUAUGGAGGUUGGGAUGAGAGUUUCAGCUUCAUGCCCAAGUUAAUGUCUACGCUUCACUCUUCUAAUGGUCUGGUUGUGGACUGGCGAUAUGAUCUUUCUUUGUCGUUUCGAAGCGUGUUUUGGGCGUUUUCACAGUCUAUCAAAGGGUUUGAACAUUGUAGACCUGUGAUCGUUGUGGACAGUAAAGACUUGGGAGGCAAGUACAAGAUGAAACUGAUGAUUGCCUCCGGGUUUGAUGCAGUAAACCAAUUCUUUCCACUUGCAUUUGCGGUUACCAGAGAAGUAACUGUUGAUAGUUGGCGUUGGUUUCUCAGUAGAAUCAGAGAGAAAGUUACACAAAGGAAAGGACUUUGUUUGAUUUCUAGUCACCACCCGGACAUAGUCUCUGUUGUUAACGAACCGGAGUCUCAGUGGCAAGAGCCCUGGGCUUAUCACAGGCUUUGUCUGAAUAAUCUAGGCUCCAGAUUCUGUAGCGUUUCUCUAGGCUACGAGUACAUGGAGUUGGGGUUUCUUGUGGAGGAAGCUAGGUUGUCGAGUCAGAAGGAAGAGUUUGAUUCCAACAUGAAGAAGAUCAAAGAGAAGAAUCCAGAAGCUUGGAAAUAG
Microthlaspi erraticum is the source of this 1305-nucleotide messenger RNA. The record is from the annotation of a GenBank genome assembly. Lineage: Eukaryota; Viridiplantae; Streptophyta; Magnoliopsida; Brassicales; Brassicaceae.